Molecule: messenger RNA, 2580 nt
Organism: Trichomycterus rosablanca
Lineage: Eukaryota; Metazoa; Chordata; Actinopteri; Siluriformes; Trichomycteridae
Gene: tmem205
Product: transmembrane protein 205
Exons: 4
Coding region: 88-654 (188 amino acids)
Source: RefSeq, a predicted model, not a curated record
GCUAUUAGACGAAGAGGAAAUGUACUGUUAACUUGAUCGUUAAAGCGGAGUGUUGUCGCAUUUCAUCUAAACACAUCAGACAUUAGAAUGGCCACUGAGGGUAACCCAACAGAGGUGGUAAAGGUGCUUCAUCUGCUGGUGAUGGCAUUCUGUUGGGGAAUGCAGGUGUGGGUGUCAUUUAUAGCAGGGUUUGUCCUGGUCUCUCAGGUGAGCUUGCACACAUUUGGCCUGGUUCAGAGCAAGCUUUUCCCUUAUUAUUUCUUCUGUGUGCUGGGCAGUAACACUGUUAGCCUGUCAAUAUAUGCAGUGUACCAUCCCAGAGAGCUGCUGGACUGGCAUGAGACCAUACAGAUGACUUUGUUUUUCGUGGCUGUAAUCAUGGCGGGGCUGAAUGCACAGUGGUUUGGGCCAGCCACCACCGAGCACAUGCUGGUGAUGAGAGAGAUCGAGCAGGAGCACGGUCUUGGUGGAGAGGUGGGCUUUGGCACCAAGAGGGAACACUACGUUAAACUUCGUGAAAAGGAUCCCAAAUACAAGACCCACAGAAGCAGCUUUUACCGCUACCAUGGCCUGUCCAACCUGUGCAACCUCAUCGGUUUUGCCUGCACCAGCGUCAACCUGGUUUAUCUGGCACUUCAUUUGGCUUCAUUGUGAAAACACUAAAACCCCUUUCACACUCAAAAUGACCAGAUUUUAUUUAAUUUGUUUGCAGGCUUUAGAUAGUAGUUUGAGUCCCUUUUAUGUAGUGAUGUGUGAAAUAUUGCAUAAAAUAUGGCAUUAUUUAGCGUUUUUGUCCAUUGCAAAACUGGCCAACAUCCAUGUAUUUCUGAAUAAGUUAGUAGUUAUUUUUCUUGAUUGUCUUAUUAAGUGAUUUUAAGCUCAUCCUGUUGUUGCUUCAUAUGCUUUUACUUAUACCACAUGCCUUAAACAAAUCCUGUCCCUAUCAGAAAUCUAUCAGCUUUUGUUUAUCCCAGUCAUUCCGUUAAUUACCUGGGAAGUCUUGACAUGGGAUUUUGGUUCUGGAGUGUGUUUACACUAACAAAUCACCUCGUAAGUAAGUAUUACCUGUCAUCUUAAAAAAGCAAUCUCAGUGGAAAUCUAAUCUAGUAUUAAAUCUGACAGUGAUGUGUUAUUGAUGACUCGUCUAGACGUGGUCGUGAGCGGCAGCCUCUCCAGUAGCUCUGUCAGUGUUGUACUUUUAUAGCGUUUAUUCUUUAGUUUGUGUAACUUUUUCUAUCAUGAAUCUCAAUAAUUUCCCUCAGAUAAAUAAAGUAUCUAUCUACUGCAUCAUAAAACACAGGGGUCUAUGUUUGCAAAUGAGGUGCAAAUAAAUGCUUUUAAAAUACUUCUUUGGUGCACACCAGUGCGAGCUCUAAAUGGAAACACUAUUUUUGCUUGUAAUAUGGAUAAGACCCCUCCCAUUUUGAACAGGAGUGGGGUUUUAGAUAGACUUUAGAUAUUUUGUGGAUGUAGCCUUUAGCCAUGUUUAUAACCAUUUUCAAACACUGUCCAUAAGCAUGAUUUUUUAACAGUGGUGCUGUACUUCUAAUGGUGUGUUACCACUGACAUUUUAGUUGUAUCCAAGUUGAGUUUAAACCAUGUCCAGGAUCCUGUCUUUAAAAUGAGUUUAAUAGAAUGUUAAUUUUCAUACAUGUGAAAAAUGUUUUUAGAGCCUGGGAUUUGUAUUCUUUUAUAACCUAUGAAAGAGUAGUUUUACUGUCAGAAGAAGCUGUAAGGAAUAGUAAAAUACUACUAGUAAAUAAGUACUUCACUUGCUUUUUAUGAAUAGAAAAUACAUGGCAUGGUGUCUUUGUUAGAUUAUGUACUGUUUAAUGCAAACUGUACUAAACAAACAAAUUCAGAUAUUCUUUGUGAAUUAGUUAAACAAAAUGAUAAACCAAACCAGUUAAGUUAUGGUUUAAUUCGAUGAAUCAAGUUCUGCACCAUUCUAAUCAACAAAAUAAGGAGAUUUUUUUACCAUAAUUUUUACCAAAAUUCCUACAAAUGACAUUAUGGUAAUUCAUAAUUUUUAUUGUCAUAUUCACAUGGAUGCCUAUACAAUUGUCCCAUAAGCACAGUAAUUACAGGGUGUAGUGUCAAGUAUUGUUAGGUUAUUAAACAAUAUUAUAAUCAUACUUGGGGGGUAUAAAGGAAAUGUUCUUUUUUACUAUUAAUGUCAAAUCAUACGCUAUUUAAACAUGGCUGCAAUUAUGAUGGAACAGCAAUGAAACAAUAACAUAAUACAAAUGUUUGUUUUGUUUUCAGUGUAAAACUUUUGCACUCAGUUAUUUGUAUUUUGUAUUUGAGUGUUUUCUAAUUGUGAUUUUCAUAAUUGUGUAAGUGUGUAUUAUUAUGAAAAUUCUACUUAAUAGUGAAAUAUUACAGAAUGUACGUUGCGCGUGUGUUUGCCACUAGGGGGCGCUAUCUACAUAGAUACAGUGCAGGGUUUGAAAACACUUCAACUUCAACUAGGUUUCAGCCAUCAUCAAGCAGCAGCUUGAUUAUUGACAACAGUAUUAUCUAUGUACAAUUUGUUCUAAAAGAGUGUUUUGAAGUAAAAAAUAAAGAUUUUGAAGUGUG